CAACAGCACCGAGCAGCACAAAAAAAGGCUCCAUUCUGUUUAUUUAUUCAUUUUUUGGGGGGGACAAUAAAAUGCCAGAAGAGAAAGUGAUUCAACCGCAGGCGGUCCAAAGCCCUGGGACCCAGCAGAAACCAGAAAGAGGCCCCAUCCCCUGCCAGAACUGUGGAAAACCUUGCAAAGGAGAGGCCCUCCGAGUCCAGAAUAAACACUUCCACAUUAAGUGUUUCGUUUGUAAAGUGUGCGGGUGCCAGCUGGCCAAUGGGGGCUUCUUCCUGCGGCAAGGCGAGUACAUGUGCACCCUGGACUACCAGCGGCUUCACGGGACGAGCUGCUUCAGCUGCCAGGACUUCAUCGAAGGAGAAGUGGUGUCUGCGCUGGGAAAGACUUACCACCCGCACUGCUUUGUGUGCGCCUCUUGCAAGCAGCCAUUUCCAGCCGGUGACCGAGUGACCUUCAACGGCAAGGAGUGUAUUUGCCAAAACUGUACCCAACCUCUUCCUGUCCACAGUCCCGCGCCCAUACAAGCCGUCCAUAACUGCUGCGGCUGUGGGAAGGAGUUCACAAACGAACAAUCCCUGGUUGCACUGGACAAGCACUGGCACCUGGGCUGCUUCAAGUGCAAAGUGUGCAACAAGGUCCUCAACGCAGAAUACAUCAGCAAGGAUGGGAUCCCCUACUGCGAGAUGGACUACCAUGCCAUGUUCGGCAUCCAGUGUGAGAGCUGCAAGAAGUACAUCACUGGGAAAGUUCUGGAGGCCGGAGAGAAGCAUUACCAUCCGUCGUGUGCCCGCUGUGCUCGCUGUGAGCAGAUGUUUGCAGAAGGAGAAGAGAUGUACCUCCAAGGUUCCUGCAUCUGGCACCCUCCUUGCAGGCAAGCAGCCAAGCAGGAAGAGAAGAGUAAGGUGACCAGGACUUCAUCGGAAAGCAUCACGUCCGUCCCGGCAUCCAGCACAUCGGGAUCACCAAAUCGGGUCAUUUAUGCUAAGCUAGGAGAGGAGAUGCUGGACUACAAAGACCUGGCGGCCCUCCCAAAAAUCAAGGCCAUCUACAACAUCGAGCGGCCGGACAUGCUGUCGUACUCGCCCUACGUCAGCUACCCGGCCCAAGAAAGUCCGCACUACAGCCAGGGCAAUGGAGAGAAAUCCCCCUGUCAGCCGAGACCCUCCAGUCCAAGUUCGAACAGUUCUUUGGGAGGUUAUGGACGUUACACUCCAUCACGAUCCCCCCAGAAUAACAGCAGAGCAGGUAGCGAAAGCGGUCGGAGUACCCCCAGCUUAUCCGCCUACUCCGAUGGAAAAUCGCCGUCCUCCGGGUCGACGUACGUCGCUGCCCCUCGCCAUUUCCACAUACCUGAGCCUGUGGUCAAAGAUAAUAUCUAUAGAAAACCCCCCAUCUACAAACAGCAUGCUUCCAGAACUUCCUGGCAGGAUGGCGAGGAUAGCAAGAACGCCAGUUGGAUGAUGGAUGGACAGAUGGGCCCAGAAGACCUCGACCCAUGCAAGUCAACAUGCAGUUUGCCAAUGAACACCUACAAGCCAAGUUUUCCUCAUAAUAAGUUUGCAUCCUUACCUGGUUAUGGGAGGAACGGCAUCUACAAGGCUGCUGACAUGAUGGAGGACCACGCUGAUCCAGACUCUCACAGCUGGGGAGGCAUGAGAGAAUACAAGGUGUACCCCUAUGAAAUGCUGGCAGUCACACACCGAGUGAAAGUGAAACUUCCCAGAGACAUUGAUCGCACACGACUAGAGCGCCACCUAUCGCCCGAGGACUUCCAGAGGGUGUUCGGAAUGACGCUAGAACACUUUGACCGCCUGGCCCUAUGGAAGAGGAACGACUUGAAGAAGAGGGCGCGCCUUUUUUAAGACAGGAAAGGCCUGAAUCCACAAAUUAACAACAUAAUGCCUUGCCAUUAUAGUAUAGAACCGCCAUUUUGUCCAUCCUGAUGCGAUGCAAUGAUACACUUCAUGGCUUUACGACCAUCUGUGACUUAUGAUAGACUUUCUGUUUUUUUUUUUUGUUUGUUUUUUGCAUGACCACUCGCCUGCUUUUAAUCACUAGCUGACUGUUCUCAUGAUAAUUUAGCAGGAAAUCAUUCAACUGAAGCAAUCACGUAUUAUUUAUUAUAUGACCAUUCUUUUUUUUAAACCAUAUAACUCAUUCUAUAGAAACAUGUAAAGCAGGAUUAGAUAUAAACAAUACAUUUGACAUUUUAAAUAGUCAAAAAAAAAUCUCAUUAAAUAUUCCACACUUUUAUGACACCUGAAUUAACAAUCACAUAUUUUCACAUAAACUUCCUUCAUCCACUAGAUAAUAACAAAACUUUUUUUAUUUUUAUUAAUUAAGUAAAUUAAAUUGAUAAAACUAAAGUAAAACUGAACUACUCAUGCUUAAAUAAUGAUUUUUAACAUUAUUAUUCUAAGAGUAUUUGAUACCCACUAGUCAAUGUUUAUUUAAUGAUAUAAAAUACCAUUAUUAAACAAGUUCAAUUAAAAACAUACAGUGCAACGCAAUAAAAAUAUAGCGAAAAUUAGUGGUCAACCAGUAAAUAUUUCUGAUUCAUGUUUUCAUUUUUUAUUUACUUGUUACAUUUUUAAUUUGCGAAAAUAAAACCUAAAUAAAAUAAAGCUACCGACUAACUAUUUUUUUAACACUAAACAUUUAUAUUAUAAUGACAUGUCCUUGAUUGACCACAUGGAGACAAUUACCGAUCAGUUAUGUGUUUUUGAAAAUGUAUUUAUUAAUUUAAUGCAUAUUAGAAAAAAAGAAAACUAGUAAAAGACGUUGGAAAAACCGCAAAACAAAGAUUUUUUUUCAAAAUGGUCCACUUCCACGUUCUCGGUGUGUAUUGUCAUGAGAACUUUAUUUCCAACGUAUGCUGCACUGUAAACAUGCUAUUAUUAGAAACAUAUUUAUUAUUUCAACCCAUAUCUGCUAAUAAUUGUGUUUUAUAAGCUACUUCCUGGACAAUAAUGCAAAUAGGAGAAAUCCGGACACUUUGUUUUCAUACCGCUGUUUUGUGACAUGACAAAAUUAGACCAAGAUCAAUAAUUUUAAAACCUUUUACAUGACUAAUGUGACCUAUAAUCUGCACUGUACAACUCACUUGAAAAAAAAAAAUCAAUCUGGGGAAGUGAAAAAAAUACAAAAAAACAACAGAUAUUGUGAAUCACUUUCAAACUCCGUUUAAAGUGCCUCCUAAGAACCUCAAAUGAAGUUCAACUCUUCUCGUAGGCUUUUCCUGAUAUUUUUGGAGCCAUAUCUUGUACUCUGAGUUAUGGUCCACAGAACGUGAAGGCAUCAGUCAGGGGAAGAGGACACAAAAAUUCCCACGGCCUUCAAAAUACCUGGCGGGAACACACAGAAGACAUUCAUUAGCAAAUGGAGAAAAUAUGACAGAACAGGGACAUUGCCAAGAACUGGACGUCCCUUCGCAUUUGGAUUCAAUGGAAAGUGGUCAGGGAGGCUGCCUAGACCAUGGCCACAGACGGAGCUGAAUGAGACAAUAAUGCUUUGUCUAGGUCCAAAUAAACCAAGGUUGAUUUUUUUGGGGGGGCCGUAAUUCCAAAAUGUAUGUUUGAUGCAAACACAGCACUGCUCAUUAGCAAAAGAACACCAGACCUACAGUAAAGCAUGCUGGUGGCAGCAUCAUGGUUUGGAGUUGUUUUUCUUCAGCUGGAUCCGGGGCUCCAAAUACCAGUCAAUGUUUCAAUCAAUCAAUGUUUAUUUAUAUAGCCCUGAAUCACAAGUGUCUCAAAGGGCUGCACAAGCCACAACGACAUCCUCGGUUCAGAGCCCACAUAAGGGCAAGGAAAAACUAACAACCCAGGGGGAUGUCAAUGUGAAUGACUAAGAGAAACCUUGGAGAGACCGGAUGCAAUGGACGUCGAGUGGGUCUAGCAUGAUAUUGUGAGAGUCCUGUCCAUAGUGGAUCGAACAUAAUAGUGAGAGUCCAGUCCAUAGUGGAUCGAACAUAAUAGUGAGAGUCCAGUCCAUAGUGGAUCGAACAUAAUAGUGAGAGUCCAGUCCAUAGUGGAUCGAACAUAAUAGUGAGAGUCCAGUCCAUAGUGGGGCCAGCAGGAGACCAUCUUGAGCGGAGACGGGUCAGCAGCGCAGAGAUGUCCCCAACCGAUGCACAGGCGAGCGGUCCACCCCGGGUCCUGACUCUGUCUCAGUCAAUGUACAGAACCUUCAGGCUUCGGCUUGAAAGCUGAAAAGGAAAGGGGAUUUCAUCUUUUGGCAUAACGACGAGGGACACGUUCAAAUCAACAAAAUAAUUGUUUCACCAGAUGAUGAAUCGUUUUGGAAUCGCUCAUCGAGACCUCAAUCCGACCGAAGGUCUGACGGGACCUGCAAUCUUGACAGAUUUUCAGAUAUAUUUUGUAAAGAAUCCAGAUAUACUCUUACCCAAAAAGUCGGACGUUUUGAAAUUCUUCCCCUUAAAAGAUGUUGGGUUUUUUUCAAAGUACAAACCCGGUUUCCAUAUGAGUUGGGAAAUUGUGUUAGAUGUAAAUAUAAACGGAAUACAAUGAUUUGCAAAUCAUUUUCAACCCAUAUUCAGUUGAAUAUGCUACAAAGACAACAUAUUUGAUGUUCAAACUGAUAAACUUUUUUUUUUUUUGCAAAUAAUCAUUAACUUUAGAAUUUGAUGCCAGCAACACGUGACAAAGAAGUUGGGAAAGGUGGCAAUAAAUACUGAUAAAGUUGAGGAAUGCUCAUCAAACACUUAUUUGGAACAUCCCACAGGUGAACAGGCAAAUUGGGAACAGGUGGGUGCCAUGAUUGGGUAUAAAAGUAGAUUCCAUGAAAUGCUCAGUCAUUCACAAACAAGGAUGGGGCGAGGGUCACCACUUUGUCAACAAAUGCGUGAGCAAAUUGUUGAACAGGUUAAGAAAAACCUUUCUCAACCAGCUAUUGCAAGGAAAUUAGGGAUUUCACCAUCUACGGUCCGUAAUAUCAUCAAAGGGUUCAGAGAAUCUGGAGAAAUCACUGCACGUAAGCAGCUAAGCCCGUGACCUGCGAUCCCUCUGGCUGUACUGCAUCAACAAGCGACAUCAGUUUGUAAAGGAUAUCACCACAUGGGCUCAGGAACACUUCAGAAACCCACUGUCAGUAACUACAGUUGGUCACUACAUCUAUAAGUGCAAGUUAAAACUCUCCUAUGCAAGGCGAAAACCGUUUAUCAACAACACCCAGAAACGCCGUCAGCUUCGCUGGGCCUGAGCUCAUCUAAGAUGGACUGAUACAAAGUGGAAAAGUGUUCUGUGGUCUGACGAGUCCACAUUUCAAAUUGUUUUUGGAAACUGUGGACGUCGUGUCCUCCGGACCAAAGAGGAAAAGAACCAUCCGGAUUGUUAUAGGCGCAAAGUUGAAAAGCCAGCAUCUGUGAUGGUAUGGGGGUGUAUUAGUGCCCAAGACAUGGGUAACUUACACAUCUGUGAAGGCGCCAUUAAUGCUGAAAGGUACAUACAGGUUUUGGAGCAACAUAUGUUGCCAUCCAAGCAACGUUACAAUGGACGCCCCUGCUUAUUUUAGCAAGACAAUGCCAAGCCACAUGUUACAUCAACGUGGCUUCAUAGUAAAAGAGUGCGGGUACUAGACUGGCCUGCCUGUAGUCCAGACCUGUCUCCCAUUGAAAAUGUGUGGCGCAUUAUGAAGCCUAAAAUACCACAACGGAGACCCCCGGACUGUUGAACAACUUAAGCUGUACAUCAAGCAAGAAUGGGAAAGAAUUCCACCUGAGAAGCUUCAAAAAUGUGUCUCCUCAGUUCCCAAACGUUUACUGAGUGUUGUUAAAAGGAAAGGCCAUGUAACACAGUGGUGAACAUGCCCUUUCCCAACUACUUUGGCACGUGUUGCAGCCAUGAAAUUCUAAGUUAAUUAUUAUUUGCGAAAAAAAAAUAAAGUUUAUGAGUUUGAACAUCAAAUAUCUUGUCUUUGUAGUGCAUUAUAUUGAAUAUGGGUUGAAAGGGAUUUGCAAAUCAUUGUAUUCCGUUUAUAUUUACAUCUAACACAAUUUCCCAACUCAUAUAGAAACGGGGUUUGUAUAUGUACAGAUUGUAGGUCACAUUAAUGGUGGAAGGAGUUUGAAAUGCCUUAGUUUGGUCUCAUUGUUUUUUGAAGAGGUGUGCAUGUAUGUAUGUAUAUAUAUAUAUAUAUAUAUAUAUAUAUAUAUAUAUAUAUAUAUAUAUAUAUAUAUAUAUAUAUAUAUAUAUAUAUAUAUAUAU
This is a messenger RNA of Entelurus aequoreus (snake pipefish), 6224 nucleotides long. RefSeq names its product actin binding LIM protein family, member 2 (gene ablim2). NCBI's taxonomy places the organism in Eukaryota, Metazoa, Chordata, Actinopteri, Syngnathiformes, Syngnathidae. Gene Ontology annotation, molecular function: actin filament binding. Gene Ontology annotation, cellular component: actin cytoskeleton. Gene Ontology annotation, biological process: cytoskeleton organization; lamellipodium assembly. The record is from RefSeq and is a predicted model, not a curated record. Bases 72 to 1862 code for a protein of 596 amino acids. The transcript is spliced from 20 exons.